GUCAGCGCCGAGGCUCCACCCCCGGGCUGGUUCCGGCGUCUGUCAAAUCAGAGAUUGCGAAAGUUGGAGGCGACGCACAUUUGAGAAAUGGAUCCGGCGACUCAAACACUCGGACAUUCUUUACCACAAUAAAAGCCCCCUCGCGGCCAGGUAUGACAGAUGAUCAAUCGUCAUGGAAACCACUGAGAUGAGCGGCAACUCGUCCUCCGGCGGGGAAGACAUGGACCCCCACGCAGCGCACGCGAUGAUGUCCAUUAACAAACUGUUCCCGGCCCUCCUCGAGUGCUUCGGGAUCAUAUUGUGUGGUUACAUCGCCGGCAGGGCCAACAUCAUCACGUCCACACAGGCCAAGGGACUAGGGAAUUUUGUGUCAAAGUUCGCCCUGCCCGCCCUACUGUUUAAGAACAUGGUGGAGUUGGACUUCGGGGACGUCAUCUGGCCGUUUCUGUGGAGCGUGCUCAUCGCCAAAGUGUCCGUGUUCUGCAUUGUCUGCGUGCUCACCUUGUUUGUCGCCAGUCCUGCCAGCCGGUUCUCCAAGGCGGGCCUCUACUCAAUAUUUGCCACUCAGAGUAAUGAUUUUGCCUUGGGCUAUCCAAUCGUCAACGCCCUGUACCGGGACACCCACCCAGAGUACCUCCAGUACAUCUACCUGGUGGCCCCCGUCUCCCUGGUGCUCCUCAACCCCAUCGGCUUCGCCUUCUGCGAGGUGCAGAAGUGGAAGAACCAGGGCGACCGGCAGCAGAGCAAGCUGUCCAUCGUGGGCCAGGUGGCCUUCCAGGUGCUGAAGAACCCCGUGGUCUUCAUGGUCUUCGUCGGCAUCAUCGCCCACUUCCUGCUGCAGCAGAGGGUGCCGGCCUUCAUGGUGGACUUCGUGGACGGCCUGGCCAACUCGUUCGGGGGCGCGGCCCUCUUCUACCUGGGCCUGUCGAUGGUGGGCCAGCUGACCAAGCUCACCAAGUCCACGGUGGUGGCGCUCAUCCUGUUGGUGACGGCCAAGCUGUUGGUGAUGCCGCUGAUCUGUAAAGACAUGGUGGACCUGCUGGACAAUACCAACACCAGCGCCGCCAACCGCUCCAGCCUCUCCAACUACGCCUUCAUCUACGGCGUCUUCCCCUCCGCGCCCAGCGUGGCCAUCUACGCCGCGCACUACAACAUGGAGCUGGAAGUGGUGACUUCCGGGAUGGUGUUGAGCACCUUCCUCUCGGCUCCCAUCAUGUACGUGUCGGCCUGGCUGCUCACCAUCCCCGGCAUGGACCCCAAGCUACUGAUGGAGUCCCUGAGAAACGUUAGCUUCGACAUUAGCAUCGUCAGCUUAGUGGCACUGGUUUGGACCAUAGCCGUCAUGUUUCUCAGUAAGAAGUACAAGCGACUGCCUCACAUGUUAACUGUCAACCUCCUGUUGGCCCAGCUCCUAACCAGUAUUGGCAUGAUCCUGUGGAACUUUGCCGGGAGCUCGGACAAUUUCACUGGGAAGGUUUUCACGUUCAUGCUGCUGUUCACCUCCCUCAACAGCACCUACGUCUGGCCAGGGCUCAUCGUUCUCUGCUUGGUGCUGAUGAAGAGGAGUGAUGAGCUCAAGGUUUACCCGGGACUCCUGGUGAUCAUAGGCUGGGGGGUUCCUGCCCUAGUGACUGCAGUGUUGCUGAUUUCUGGGGAAGAGGGCGACUACACAAUUGACCCAGCGUUUUUCUACGGCAGGCCACAGCUCAUCUGCAGCGCGGUGGUGCUGGCCCUCAGUCUGCUGCUGGUCGGGGGGGCUCUGGUGGGGCUCAGCAGGGGCAGCUGGGAGCCCAACUACCGGGUCCUGGGGUCCGACCGGGCCGCCGAGGAGACGGCGUCCGGGAGAGAGCCGCCUCCGCCGCCGCCACAGGGGGGCAGCAGCGCGCCCGUCGUCGAGGCGAUAAGCAUCAACACAACAGAGUGCCACAUGUGCGAGUGUGCGCCGGUCGAACCCAUGCCGGAUAUGAUUAUCAGCACAAACAUAAACGACGCAUCUACAACAAACCCAGGUCAAUGUGGGAACAGCUGCGAGGUGCAGGACUGUCUGCUGGUUGAAGAGGAGGAGCAGCAGCUGCUCAACCUGGUCACAGACCGACAAGUGGCCCGACACUCCCUGCUCAGCCUGCUUCUGACUGUCAGCCUGCUGGCUAACCUAUCCAGCUGCCUGUGGCUGCUCUUCAACCACGUUCCCGGUCGGCUGUACCUGGAGCUGCAGUUCUUCUGCGCUGUGGUGAACUACGGACAGGGUUUCAUCUCCUUCGGUUUGUUCGGGCUGGACAAACACUUGAUCAUCCUGCCGUUUAAGAAGAGGUGGCAUGAUCUGUGGAACAGGAGGAAGCGGGAAGUGCGAGUGCCGAGCGAGCUGCCCGUGGACGUCCAGAUGACCUGCCUGCAGUUCGUGAAGUACCACAAGGACCAGUGUUCCCAGGACAUCGUCAAGAAGAAACGUCUUGCAGGUGCGGGGAGCGGACGGCGACUCACACCUUCCUGGGCAGCGACCUGGUGGCCUGGCUGCAGCAGACGGGCCUGGCCCAGGACCGGGGCGAGGCCACGCUGUACGGGGCCCGACUGCAGCAGGGCGGGGUCCUGCAGCACCUGCGCCAGGAGCACGACUUCCAGGACAGCAACUUCUACUACCAGUUCACAGACUCAGCCAGUACGGGGUAGCAGUAGCCGCUGACGGCGGUUAGCUGUGUUUUGAACGGGUGCGCUUAGGGACCGUGUGGAAGAAAAGGAUUGCAAAAGGGUGAAACGUGGUGUGCGCACGCGCUACAUGCUACAACUUGAGAUUGUAGGUUUCGAUAGAAACUGCAUGGAAACUGAAGAAUAACAUUCUCGGCCUCUAAAAACCCGUGCUUGAUGGCCAACCGUAUCACAACGCACGUACAAGUACUUCCAACUGACUGAAAAGAUUUGCUGCUUUUGUAGUAACUAACUCAGGGAUCGGAAGUCCUUUUUUUAUUUAUUUUUUUGCUUUUACUAAAAAAAAGGAAUAAUGGACAUUCUUGAGUACUACUGAUUCUGUGGAAAUUGUUUUAACGGGCAUCAAGAAGCAUGUAUUUUAUUUGUAUUUAUUAACAAACAUGUUUUCAUCAUCUACAAAAUGAUUAUACAAUAUGAUUGUAGCACUCUGCGGUCUGUAGUGGAAUCUGACACACACAGGAAGUCGUAUGUGCCUUUUAUUGGACUGUCAUAGCGGGCUAUGAUAUUUGCUGCUUCAGCCGCUAAAUCUAUUGCUAGCUAAUCUCAAUACAUUAAGAUUUUUUUUUUAAAUUAAAAACAAGUUAAGGGAAAUUAUUUCACUGAAUAAUGUGCAUGUGUUUGAUCAUUUUAAUAUCGUCUUUAAACUGGAAGAACGGGCUGCAGGUAGUACAUUUGCAUAUUAAUAAAAUAAUGUUCAUGAACUGGUUGUUUUGUAAAAUAACAUUGGAUCAAGAUCAAUUACUAUAUGCCUCCAUCUCUUCCUGGGCGGUGUUUGAAAACAGAUUCACCAAUGAGGGACCGUCGUCAACGGUCAACACCUUUCACAAGAAACACCUCCAUCUCAGCCAGCUUCUUCUUCUCCAGAUCCCUCAUGUUCUGCAAAAUCUGCUUUCCUCUCUCCUAAAAAGUCACAAACAGAAGAAAAGCUUCAGCCUCCGGUGAAUUCAGAGGACCCAGUACCUUCAUCUGUUGAUGCUCUCCUCGGGUGAAUCCACAAAAUCCCGAACCUUGGUUGUUUCAAUGAUGGCGGACGCGACUUCGUGCUUGAGGAACAGCGGGUGUUUCCGGUCGGGCUUGCUCUUGAAGCGCGGUUUCUGCUUCACGGGGUCGUCCGCGCCGUACCAAGGAGAGCAGGUAUGCUUCAGCUGUCUGAUAUCGGGCACAAAUAUGAACGGCUUGAACACAGACCUGUCCGAAGCAGAUAAGAGAGAGAGGAAGGGGGGGGUUACAUUUACAUUUACAUUCAGGGCAUUUAUCAGACGCUUUUAUACAAAGCGACUUACAAUAAGUACGUUUGUCAGAAGAAAGAAAAAAUAUAUCGCUGUCGGUACAGUAAGGAUUUUCAAAGAACCAAUUGUCCUUGGUUCGUAGUGAAAAGAUGCACAACACGGAGAUGAAAGGAAUUUGUGUGAUUACAAUGUAUUUAUUCGUGUUUUUUGGCCCACACUGUUUGCUUUGACCCAUAGAUGUUACUCAAAGCCUGUGGAGCCUGUCGCACCAGAAUGGAACUCGCGCACUUGCACGUGGAUCAUGAGCAUGUGAUGAAUUAAGUCUUUAAUCCUUUCUAAUACCUCACACUGCCACCUCACUACGGAGCUGCGUGGAUCGCUGUACCUUUCGGGGUCAGGGGUGGCGGUGAAGUAGUGCACCCCACUCCGGCCGGGGACCCCGGGGAUCACAGACACCAUGCUCCCCGCGCUCAGGAAGGCCCCCUCCAUGUUGAUUCCGCUCUCCUUGUCCCGGAGGAUCUCCAUCAGCGUCUGAGCUGUGAUGUGACCUGCAGGUUCAGAAAACAGAAUCUAUAAUUAUCCCCAUGUCGUUCAGCAGCUGUAUCUAUAUAAACACUCUGAGACACAUUCGAUAAUAAGGUCUUCUUUACUGACAGGAGGGGGAAGAGAGACAGGGAAGGGGCUUCAGCCUGGGUUUCCCCAAGGCCGUGUUGGUCUACAUGGUUAAGACUAAGAUUAGUGGCUUGAGCCACAUUAGGGGGCGUUUGUAUACAACAUUUAUUUUUUCGAAUGGCAUGUGGUGUACAUGAACUCACCGUUGCUUUUCUCCAUCAUCUUCUUCCCUUCACAGUAGCGGCUGUCCGACGCCUCUAUCCGGGCCGUGUUCAUGUACGAGUAGGCUUGGGCGAAGUUGAACUCUGAGACCCCAUCCCACCAGCCCUGGCUCUUGGCGUACUCCCUGAGCUUGGGAUGCUCCUUGUCUAUCCUGGUGGUGAUGCUGUACUCGUUGGAGAUGUUGCGGAAACCCUCUGGAGAUGAGAAACAAGAUACUCGGUAUUAACUCAAUGGGUGAAUUAAUGCAGAGCAGGCUUUCAUUAUGUAGCAUUUGACACAAGCAUCUCAGGAAUAGUUUGACCCCAGCUCCCCCCGGUCGCAUGUACUCAGAACAUUCAAUUCUGUGGCGAUGUCAGUUUUGCAAUAUUUAUUUGUGUGAGUGUGUUUGUUACGGUGGUGAUGUGUUAAUGUGCCUGAGAAAACAUGUGCAAAUCAAUAAACAUUGUGGAGGCAUGUUAAGCGUGGCAGUUUGCAUAAAUCUGGAAGGAUCAGAAUUAGAAAGCUAGCAAACA
Gadus chalcogrammus (walleye pollock) is the source of this 5278-nucleotide messenger RNA. It is a transcript of the gene gpr155a, whose product is annotated as G protein-coupled receptor 155a. Gene Ontology annotation, cellular component: membrane. The record is from RefSeq and is a predicted model, not a curated record. Gene Ontology annotation, biological process: transmembrane transport; G protein-coupled receptor signaling pathway; intracellular signal transduction. The coding region runs from base 173 to 2680 and encodes 835 amino acids. Gene Ontology annotation, molecular function: G protein-coupled receptor activity. The transcript has 16 exons. Lineage: Eukaryota; Metazoa; Chordata; Actinopteri; Gadiformes; Gadidae.